UGCUUCGAGACAUGCAAGAUUCCUUGGCCUUUGUCAUUGAUUUCCUUGCAAUCUAUUACUGUCUUUCUAAUAAACAUGUUCAUUCAUCCAUUUUCAUGCAGAUACCGAAAGAUCACAGCCUCAUAGAGUUAGUAACAUCUCAAUGCAAUGCAGUUUUAAAACCAGAACUCUCAAGUGCAGAAAGCUAUACAAAAGCAAAUCUUGACAGAUGGUAUAACUUGCCAUUUUCCAUUAGCUUGUCGACCUCUGUUCCGAGAAUAGGAUCGAUUCCACCGGUAUCAGAUUCGAGCUCCCUUCUUAGUUUGGAUGGAUCAUACUGUGGUUCCAGUCCUUCAAUUGAACAUCCACCCUUUGCUUCUGAUUCUGCCUACAUGUCUCAAGGCGAGAAAUUCAAGCACCCAAUUGGCACACAUUAUGGAACAAAGAGACUAAGAUGCAGCAAAAAUGUGUCUGAGCAACAAGCAAGGUUUGUUCCGGAUUGCGACGAGUCCGUAAACAACAGAAUGCAAACAACCGAGAAGCCAGAGAAAGAGAAAUACCAUUCUAAGAAUCUCGUCUCAGAGAGGAACCGAAGGAAGAAGAUAAAUGAACAGCUCCUCAAGCUAAGAGCUUUAGUCCCUAAGAUAUCCAAGAUGGAUAAAUCUGCUAUUCUCACGGAUGCCAUCGAAUACAUAGGAGAUUUGCAGCAGGAGAAGAAGAAACUCGAAAACGAGCUCAUGGAAAUCAAGGACAACAUGUCUGCUGUUAAGCCUAACCAAGUUUCAUCCGGCCUUACUGAGACGUUGAAAACGGAGGUACAUGUAGAAGUGAACCAGAUAACAAAAAGAGAGUUCUUGAUUAAGCUCCACUAUGAGCACAAUAGAGGCAGCUUUGCAAAGUUGAUGGAAGGCAUAGAUUCUUUGGGACUUCAAGUGAUUGACGCUAAUGCCACAACGUUUAAUGAAAAGGUUCUCAGCAUUUUCAAAGUUGAGGCAAACAGGGAUUUUCAAUCCAGGAAAUUGAGAGACUUGUUGACCAACUUAACAAAGUAGGUAAAUCACAUUCCUGGUUCAAUAUACAGUAAAAGAAAAUGUAGAUUCAGGGUUGAGAUUGAAGCAAUGUAUAGU
Molecule: messenger RNA, 1106 nt
Organism: Hibiscus syriacus
Lineage: Eukaryota; Viridiplantae; Streptophyta; Magnoliopsida; Malvales; Malvaceae
Product: transcription factor bHLH90-like
Exons: 4
Coding region: 12-1031 (339 amino acids)
Biological process (GO): regulation of DNA-templated transcription
Cellular component (GO): nucleus
Molecular function (GO): sequence-specific DNA binding; protein dimerization activity; DNA-binding transcription factor activity
Source: RefSeq, a predicted model, not a curated record